AUGGCUGGGAUGUACAAUCAAGACGGCGGCGGAGGUGCGCCUAUCCCGUCGUACGGUGGUGAUGGAUACGGUGGAGGUGGAGGUUAUGGAGGCGGAGGUGGAUACGGCGGACGCGGUGGCGCUGGCGGAGAUGGAUACGGCGGACGCGGUGGUUAUGGUGGCGGCGGCGGAAGAGGAAAUCGUGGCGGUGGAGGUGGUGGAUACCAAGGAGGGGAUCGCGGUGGAAGAGGAGGAGGUGGUGGCGGGAGAGGUGGUGGUGGUAGAGAUGGUGGAGGAAGAGAUGGAGAUUGGCGUUGUCCUAACCCGAGCUGUGGGAACGUGAACUUUGCAAGGAGAGUUGAAUGUAACAAGUGUGGUGCACCUUCUCCUUCUGGUGCUGGUGCUGGAACUGGUGAUCGAGGAGGUGGCGGGUAUAGCCGAGGUGGAGGUUCCAGUGACCGUGGCGGAGACCGUGGGGGUGGUCGUGGAGGUAGAAGUGAUAGUGGUAGGAGCUAUGAGAGUAGUAGAUAUGAUGGUGGCAGUAGGAGCAGUGGUGGUCAGCAGAGAGACAAUGGUUCGUAUGGUCAGGCUCCUCCUCUUGCUCCUAUUCCGUCGUACGAUGGUUCUGGAAGUUACCCUCCACCCUCAGGGUAUGGAAUGGAGGCAGUUCCUCCGCCUUCAAGCUAUGCUGGUGGGCCACCGUCGUAUGGUGGUCCCGCAGGGGGAUAUGGCGGUGAUGCACCGAGCGCUGGUGGUCGGGGUGGUAGAAGUGAUAGUGGUAGGAGUGGUGGCUAUGAUGCUCCUCGUCGCCAGGAAGCCAGUUAUGAAGAUGCACCUGCUGAGAAAGUCAAGCAGUGCGAUGCGGACUGUGGUGAUACUUGUGAUAAUGCCAGAAUAUACAUCUCUAAUUUGCCUCCGGAUGUGACCACUGAUGAACUCAAGGAUCUCUUUGGUGGCAUUGGCCAAGUUGGAAGAAUCAAGCAGAAGCGGGGAUACAAAGAUCAGUGGCCCUAUAAUAUUAAGAUUUACACUGACGAGAAGGGAAACAAUAAAGGUGACGCGGCUCUGGCUUAUGAAGAUCCUAGCGCUGCACACUCUGCAGGCACCUUUUUCAACAAUUAUGAAAUGAGGGGGAACAAGAUUAGUGUAACCAUGGCAGCGAAGUCUGCGCCUCGUCCUCCUGCCUUCGACCAAAGAGGCGGUGGUAGAGGAGGAGGGGGUGGCUAUGGUGGUGGGGGAGACAGAAGAAGAGAUAACUAUGGUUCAGGACCAGACAGAAACCAUCAUGGAGGAAACCGACCUCGUCCAUAUUGA
Microthlaspi erraticum is the source of this 1293-nucleotide messenger RNA. Lineage: Eukaryota; Viridiplantae; Streptophyta; Magnoliopsida; Brassicales; Brassicaceae. The record is from the annotation of a GenBank genome assembly.